GGGCUCUUAGACAAACCAACAGCAGCUUCUUCUGACAUAUACACACGCACACUCACCCCGGACACACUCUCAGCACACUUUUCCUCCGUUUGAUUAACAGUGCUGCACACACAAUGAUUACGGGAAAGCGUAAAUAAAUACGGAAAGGGGUGCUUAUUUUGACUACUGGAAGAGCUUUGCUGGGUCUCAGCGCAACUUUUGUUUUUUUAUUCCUGAGAAGGUGAUCUCUCCAAGCGGUUCUCUCACACAAGGAUUCUUUAAAAAAGGAAGAGAGACAAGGAGGGGGGGAGGACAAUCUUUCACUUUAAGAACGGCUGGGCUCAAAGAUAAAAGGAAGGGAAAAGCAGCAGCAGCAGCAGCAGCAGCAGGGAAACCAACGCUGCAGCACUUCCGAAAGGCAUUUUUGAUCCAUUUCUGAGUGCUGCGGCCCGUUUCUCCACCGAAGUUGGCUCCAGCUCUAGCAGCCGCAUUGGAUCCCACAGCUUACUGCGAGACUCCGGUGUACAAUCCGGAUCUCUGCCCCAACAUGAUUGCGGCCCAGGCCAAGCUGGUCUACCAUCUGAAUAAAUACUACAACGAAAAAUGCCAAGCCAGGAAAGCUGCCAUUGCCAAAACUAUCCGGGAAGUCUGCAAAGUAGUUUCCGACGUACUGAAGGAAGUGGAAGUGCAGGAGCCACGGUUCAUCAGCUCCCUCAACGAGCUGGACAAUCGCUACGAGGGCCUCGAGGUCAUCUCCCCCACCGAAUUUGAAGUGGUGCUUUAUCUCAACCAAAUGGGGGUGUUCAACUUCGUGGACGAUGGCUCACUGCCCGGCUGCGCGGUGCUGAAGUUGAGCGACGGGCGCAAGAGGAGCAUGUCCCUCUGGGUGGAAUUCAUUACCGCCUCCGGCUACCUCUCGGCGCGCAAAAUCCGGUCCAGGUUUCAGACGCUGGUGGCUCAAGCGGUAGACAAAUGUAGCUACCGGGAUGUGGUAAAGAUGGUGGCAGACACCAGCGAAGUGAAACUGAGAAUCCGAGAUAGGUACGUGGUGCAGAUCACGCCGGCCUUUAAAUGCACCGGGAUCUGGCCGAGGAGUGCUGCCCACUGGCCACUUCCCCACAUCCCCUGGCCGGGACCCAACCGGGUGGCGGAGGUCAAGGCGGAAGGUUUCAAUCUCUUGUCCAAGGAGUGCCACUCCUUGGCCGGCAAGCAGAGCUCGGCGGAGAGCGACGCCUGGGUGCUGCAGUUCGCGGAGGCAGAGAACAGACUGCAGAUGGGGGGCUGCAGAAAGAAGUGUCUCUCCAUCCUCAAAACCUUAAGGGAUCGUCACCUUGAACUGCCGGGCCAGCCCUUGAACAAUUACCAUAUGAAGACUCUGGUUUCCUACGAGUGUGAAAAGCAUCCCCGAGAGUCGGACUGGGACGAGUCUUGCCUGGGUGAUCGGCUGAACGGGAUUUUGCUGCAACUUAUCUCCUGCCUGCAGUGCCGGCGGUGUCCCCACUACUUUCUACCGAACUUAGAUCUGUUUCAAGGCAAACCUCACUCAGCUCUGGAAAACGCUGCCAAACAAACGUGGCGACUGGCAAGAGAGAUCCUGACCAACCCGAAAAGUUUGGAAAAACUCUAGAGGAUGAUUUAAUCAAGAGCCGAAAUUAUCACCCUUCUCAAAGUCCUUAUUAAGUGUAAACUUCUGUUCAAUUCCUAAUAUUCCACUCCGCAGUGCAAACAAUCUCUUCCUUUAAAAAGGAAUAAUAAUACAAUAUUUAAACAUCAUCUCACCCAACCCCACAAGGGGAGAAAAAGUAGGGGAAGCUGAUGGAGAAAAACCCAAAGCCACUAGUAUUAGAAGACUUCUUUCCACACGAUUUCCUAUCUCCCUUGAAAAGUACACCGUAACACUCCGUAAACAGCCCAGCUGUAACGCCAGACCGCGACAAACACUCUGCCUAACUAUCAAAGGAUUAUAGCAAUCCUGAUGAUUUAGGUGCAUCUGUAUGUGAGUAAACACGAUUUGGAUAUGCCAUCUGAAAGAAACUGUAAUGUAUAUUUUGAUUUGUAACAAAUAUUGUGAUCUCACAUUGUCUUUGAAAGUGUGGAUGUUGGUGUUUUGUGAUUUGGUGAACAGAGCUUAAAUUGCCAUUCUGGAUACUUCCAGACAUUUUCCACUAACAAAGAUAUCAUUUAAAGGUAGAUUUCCUCCUGGUACUUUUAUCUGUCUUUGAAAGUGUCUGAACUUUAAAAAGUUUACAUUUUGUUUCAAAUAUUGCUUGCUCUAUUUCUAACAUUCCAUAAAUAUACUUGAAAUGUUAUUUAAAUAUAUUCAAAGAAAUUUGAAUUCAGCUUAUAUAAUAACGCUUGAAUAUCUGAAUUAUAUAUUUGAAAAAUGCACUUGAAAUACACUGGAUAAUUACUUUUGUGAUUUAGAUUUUAAUUUGUUGCUGGUUUUUAUUUAAUUAGAUGCUAAUAAAU
Molecule: messenger RNA, 2448 nt
Organism: Pongo pygmaeus (Bornean orangutan)
Lineage: Eukaryota; Metazoa; Chordata; Mammalia; Primates; Hominidae
Gene: MAB21L1
Product: mab-21 like 1
Exons: 1
Coding region: 527-1606 (359 amino acids)
Source: RefSeq, a predicted model, not a curated record